GUGACAUCCACCAUGUUACCACGAACAUGUCGUUCUUCUCUUCCAAUCGCUUCGUAGCAAUUAUUCUCAUACUCGGACUCGGCACGAUCUGUUACUCAGUCCCUGGUGUUCUACAACAAGUCAAAGAUGCCGCCCGAGCACCAGAACCCGAUCCCCCGCCUCCACGCAAACGCCUUCAAAAGGACUCCGAGAACUCUUUAAAGAUCGACACCCUACGCACUCUAGCAGACGGAUAUAGUUACGAGUUGCGUAGUUCCGCUUUAAAAAUCGUCAAUAGUCGAACCGUUCAUUCACGGGCCAAGGACCUCCUGCUCCGCGACUUGGCCAGCAAGGACUACGAGCGGCGCGACAAAGCGAUCAACGCACUCUUGCUGUUGCUGAAACAGCAACAUGCUCACAGCAGGAGGGGCAGCCUGCUCGCCGAGUUCGAUCUCGCCAAACGCCUCAAGGCCACCGUGCAGGCCCUGAUCAAUGUCUUGCCGUUGCACGAAACCCCUGGCCAACAACCAGAACAGAAGAGUGGUGGUCUACUACCACAGUCGCCCAUCUUACCUCCGAGUCGACCGGCUCAGGAAGAGUCGUUGUUGGUGGUUCUGAAUUACAUGCUCGCGGAAGAAUCUUCGGGAAAUGUAAUGGACGAGCCGCCCAUCUACUCGGCGCUCAACGCGGGACUCGUGACCAAGUGGCUGGUCAAAUACCCUUUUCCUUGUGCCCUGCCGGAGAACCAAGGGUACAACUUCAAGCGAUCGGACGUCGCGCGGCUCUUUGAGCGCUCCGCGUGGAAGAGCGAUGACCAUCUCAUGGCCGGCAUCAUCUUCCAGGUCGUCCACCACCCACGGGGUCGCAAGCAGAUGCGCGAGGCCGGUCUGCAGGCCAGCAGUUACAGGGAGAACCUCGUUAAUGACGGCUGGAACAAUUCUUACCUCACGGAACGCUGGGAUCAAGACGAUAGUAGUGAUGAUGAUGACGACGACCGCGACGUCGUCAUGGUGGGAGGGGAGGACACGGCAGGCCAAGUCAGAGACGACGUGACCGACUGGGACGGGAUUGUACCGCCGCCCAUUUCGGCUGCUGCAAGGCAACGGUCGGUCGAAAGAAGUCAGGAAGAAGAGCACCUGCGACGGAGACAUCGGGAGGCGAUCGUCGUUGCGGAGCGAGGGACCCCCUUGAGCAGGGAAAACAUCCUCCAACGGGCGGACAGUAGGGAUCUCAGGCCCAUGAAUGGUGUGAGUGAGGUCGAGGUAGAUUUGAAUGGGCUGUUGGGCCUGUCCGGGGAUGACCAGGAUGAUUCGUCGAGCCCCCAGCAGUCUCCUACGACCGAGUCUAAUGGGUCUCAUUCGAAUGAAGGAUCCAUCCACGAUUCCACGACAGAUACGGACAAUACACACUCAGAGGAUGGAAGCGAUACAUCUCCUGAGCAGGAAUUCGAGUCAUGAGGCAUCAAUCCAGUACCAACGGCAGUGUAUAGGAGUGUUUAGGAAGCAUUGAUACGGGCGUAAGGAUACAAAGGAGGAGCAAGGCGUUACGGCAUAUCGAGAUACCCACACAAUAGAAAGGAUAGACUCAAGUAGUCCCUAGUCACUCCUGUUCAAGUUGAG
Messenger RNA from Exophiala oligosperma, 1598 nucleotides. RefSeq lists its product as uncharacterized. Bases 27 to 1436 code for a protein of 469 amino acids. Lineage: Eukaryota; Fungi; Ascomycota; Eurotiomycetes; Chaetothyriales; Herpotrichiellaceae. The transcript has a single exon. The record is from RefSeq and is a predicted model, not a curated record.